Molecule: messenger RNA, 1326 nt
Organism: Fusarium proliferatum ET1
Lineage: Eukaryota; Fungi; Ascomycota; Sordariomycetes; Hypocreales; Nectriaceae
Exons: 6
Coding region: 1-1326 (441 amino acids)
Biological process (GO): proteolysis
Molecular function (GO): serine-type endopeptidase activity
Source: RefSeq, a predicted model, not a curated record
AUGAAAUUCACUCUUUUCAAGUUCAUAGGCCUAGCCCUAGUCACUUCAGCUGCUACAUCUCCGGUGGCGGACUACGAGUUGGUAGCGAGAGAUGCAAGUCUCGAGCCAAGUUUGGACUCAUCAACCAUUGAGGGCCGAGCUGUUGGUGGCUCUUCCAACUACCUUAUCUACCCAAAAGCCAAUGCAGUCAAGAAAGAUAUCGAAGCAUUCACCAAAAGCCUUCAGUCGCAGGCCGGCAAGACUAAACUGGACACUCUCACCAAUAUGAACGGCAAGCUUCUAGCUUGGUACGCCACACUGAGCGCAAGCCAGGUUGCUGCUAUUAACAAAAACAGUAUUAUCGGAUCAGUUGCUCCUGAUGCACCACUGAAGAGCCCGGCGAAGCCAUCCGGCAUUACCAAACGUGCUUUCAAGACCGACAAGAAGGCUCAGCCUGAGCUUCAGAUGUUCUCCACUGCUCCGGGAAAAAAGCCUUCUGGCUACACUUAUGAUGAGAAAGCCGGCCAAGGCGUCACUAUCUAUGUCCUGGAUGAAGGCUUCAACCUCAGACACAAGGAAUUCACUUCAUCUCCUGGCAGGAAAAGGUGGAUCUUCUCCAGGGGCGUCUCCGGUGAGAAUGACCCCGACGGCCACGGCUCCUGCUGCGCAUCCAAGGCACUUGGCAGCACGGUUGGAGUUGCGCCGAGAGCGGAUCUUGUUGCUGUCAAGCUCCAGUUAACUUCUUGGUCCAUGCUCAAGGCCUGGCAGGCAGUCAUCUUGGAUGUUCAGCAAAAUAGACUGCAAGGAAAGGCUGUUGUAAGCUACUCAAAAGCUACGAUUGCUUGGCGUAUCGAUCGUGGAGAAUCGUAUUUCGGAGUCGUCCUGUUGAGUCUCUUGAAGAACUUGGAGGCUCUUGAUGUUGUUGUCGUCAGCUCUUCGGGAAAUGAGGGCAGUAAUAUUGAUGUCCACUCAUACCCAUCGCUUUUCGCCGACCGAACUCCUAUCAUUGUUACUGGAGCUGUCGAUAACGAAGGGAAACUUGCUUUCUUCUCCCAAGGCGGUCCUCUCGUGACGACCACUGCACCUGGAGUCGCCGUCAAGUGCGCUGCUAUGAGCGGCACAUCAGCUUACCAGGCCGGCGAAGAGCCAACUGGAACAUCAUUCUCUACACCCGCCGUUGCUGGAUUGGCAGCCUACUUCCUAUCGCUUGACUCCUUGAGACCUCGACUUCAAGUCCGUGGCUCAGUUGCGAGGAACGUCAAGGUACUUAUUCAGGAGCAUCACUACGAACGUGUCAAACGUGGACCCAAGGUUGCAUGGAACGCGCACACUCUCCUAAGAAACUGA